AUCAAUUCAGCUUCUGUUUCCUCCUAUAAGACAAGAGCGUAAAGUCGCACAAAAGCCCUGUGCAUCCAAAAAGUAAUUUGCCACAGUUAUUCCAUUUUGACGGUGCUGCAGUUGCGCUUCUCGAGUUAUGUCCCAGCAUUGGGACUGUUAUCAUCAUCUAACACUAGAAUGCAUCCCUUAUUUUGUCAGAUCGAACAAAUGGAGUAGUUAAGUAAAGAAAUUUCGUGGCAAAUUAAAAGGUACUACCUUAUGCCACAUGAAAAAGGCUAUUCGUCUAUCAAUACUGCUUCUGCUGCCUCUUCAUUAAAGACAAGAGCAAGAGCGAGCAUACCGUAGUCUAAUUAAAGUCUGCAUCGAGAAAAAGGUAUUUUGCCGCAGCUAUUACGUGCUGAUAUCAGCGCUGCUGGGCUGCGGUUGCUGCGCUUCUCCAGUUAUGUCCUUCUAACACACACAUUAAGAGCAUCCCUCCCUAAUAUUGUCAGAUUGGAAAAAUGGAGCCAUUCAUACUCGUCCUUCGCUGCAGACUGGCAACGCUAUGAAAAAGGUUAUUCGCCGCCCGCAGCUAUCAAUGCUGCUUCUGCUACUCCACGAUGCUGCCGUAUUCUUUAAAGGCGGUUUUAUCUGCGCUAUGCAUCUUUAAAAGCUCUGCAAAUUAAGCCUCAAGAGAACACGAACCUUUUGGCUUCAAAUCCACACCGGCGAAGCUGCAGCAAACAAUGGCGUCGAGAAGACGAAAUUGGGCGGGCCUUCCGACGGAUCUCCUCAGUAAGAUCUUUCAGUGUUUUAAUUUUUUCCAUCGUGCACCUUUUGCUGCUGUAUGUCGUACAUGGCGCACAGCCAAAGGCCUGGAUAGUAGUCGUCUCCUGCCAAAUCCAUGGCUAAUGUUAGAUAUGAGCAACUCCACCAAACGCUGCCUGGUUGCCCUUUCGUCUACCGAUUCCGAUCCUGAUCCUACUGCUAUACUUCCCCUUCGUGAUAUCAGUGGUCUCAUUGCUAUCGGAUCCUCUCCCGAUGGCUGGCUUGUUUUUAUUGAUCAUCAAAAUGAGAUUCUCGUCCUGAAUCCCCUGAAUAAGGUCAGGAUUCAGUUUCCCUCUCUCGGUACUCAUCCUGGAACAUUCUCUGAUGAUAUUAGACGAGCACUUUCUGAACCAAGAAGACAAAUACAGUUCCGGCCUAAGUUUCCCAAACCUCAAGACAUAAAUUCUUUCAGUUUGUUCAAAGUGGUUCUAUCACCCUCGUCAUCAGCUGAGUCCUCUAUUGCUGCCGUUAUCUAUCAAGAUUUUGGUUUAUUAAUGAUUUCGCUGUCUAACGGAUGGGCCCCCUUAGAAUUUGGCAUUUUCAUUAGAGAUGUUAUCUUUUAUAAUGGAUUUCUGUACGCGGUGGAUAUAGACUGGACAAUAAAGUUUUGGGACAUAAAUCGACAGCCUCCAGUACUCUUAGAAGCAAUCAAGCCCAAGUACCAGGACCCUGUGGAAGAGGUGCACCCACGGUUGUUUUUAGUCGAUUGUGCAGGAGAACUGAUGGUGGUGUGGAGGAGGAAUUGGAGUGACCAAGAACGCCCUCAACUAUUUAAAAUCUUUAAAUUAGAGAUGGAAGAAAAUUUUAAGCCCCUUCCCAAAGGAAGGAGAGGAAGAUAUGCUCGCUGGAUACAAAUUCAUCAGUUGGGGGAUUAUAGUCUAUUUCUAGGAGUGAAUGAAUCACGAGCUCUGUCAUGUCAAGAGUUUCCAAAUCUGAAGAAGAACUCUAUAUAUUUUACUAAUGAUCCACAAGAUGUGAUGGACAGAGAGCUUAGAAUUGACGUGGGAGUCUACGAUAUAGAGGAGGAGGAAGAGGCCACUGUCAUCCCUGCAACGCUACAGGAUGAUGACUUCGAAGAAGACUUCAAAUGGCCUGUUUGGUUCUUCCCCUCUUACCCAUGAGUCUAUCCGUUCAAAAAAAAGUUCUUCGCAAGGAGUCUCUCAAGAUAGAAAGAAUACGAGAAGAAAAAGAGGGAUGAGAUACUUGGUGCAGAGCAAUUAUGCCAUCCUAAUUUAGUUUAGUUAGCUGUUCGUCAUCCUAAUUUAGUUUAGUUUAGUUUAAUUUAGUUAGUUGUUUGUCUUCCUAAUUUAGUUUAGUUAGUCGUUGAUUUCCUUGCUUAAAAGACAGUUUUAGUUAUCUCUGAAUUGCUAUUUGGGUGUCGUCGUCAAACAGAGUUCACUUUCUGUGUUUGCUAGCUUGUUUUCUUCUUAUGCAUUUCCUUUCUCAAGCGAAACCGGAAAGAAUGAAUCAAUUCUGUGUCUAAUUGAUAUCAGCUGGAUUGUGUUUUAAG
This is a messenger RNA of Zingiber officinale, 2308 nucleotides long. RefSeq names its product putative F-box protein At3g25750. The record is from RefSeq and is a predicted model, not a curated record. Bases 717 to 1919 code for a protein of 400 amino acids. Gene Ontology annotation, molecular function: protein binding. The transcript has 2 exons. NCBI's taxonomy places the organism in Eukaryota, Viridiplantae, Streptophyta, Magnoliopsida, Zingiberales, Zingiberaceae.